Molecule: messenger RNA, 1467 nt
Organism: Rana temporaria (common frog)
Lineage: Eukaryota; Metazoa; Chordata; Amphibia; Anura; Ranidae
Product: activated CDC42 kinase 1-like
Exons: 9
Coding region: 1-1467 (488 amino acids)
Biological process (GO): multicellular organism development; cell surface receptor protein tyrosine kinase signaling pathway; positive regulation of kinase activity
Cellular component (GO): signaling receptor complex
Molecular function (GO): transmembrane receptor protein tyrosine kinase activity; ATP binding
Source: RefSeq, a predicted model, not a curated record
AUGUCCACCAAGGCUAGGAGGCAGAGCACCGUGUCCACCAAGAUUUUCAUAUUUAGAAGACUAAAAGCUCAUCCACCACUUCAUCAGGACAUGAAUAAAUCAAAGCAUUUCCGGUCGCCCUCUGCCCAGACCCCCACGAUCCAAUCACCCACAUCCCAAUCCCCCUCUGGUCUAUUUCCUGUACCCCUAUCACCCACAAGCUCAUUUUCACCUAUCACCCCUCAAAGGGAAACUGAUAGCUCCCUGAAGUGUCUGAUCAAUGACCGAGACCUGCACCUGUCGGAGCAUCUGGGGGACGGCUGCUUUGGGGUAGUCCGGAAAGGAGAAUGGAGGAUUUCCAGUGAAAGGACAGUGAAGGUUGCAGUGAAAACCCUCCGUGCGGAUGCCAGCUAUGACCCUGCGGUCCUUCAGGAUUUUCUGCAGGAAGUGAAUGCGAUGUACGCCCUGGAUCACCCACAUCUCAUCCGACUCUACGGCGUCGUUCUUACACAGCCAAUGAAAAUGGUUACAGAGUUGGCACCUCUCGGAUCCUUACUCAGUCACCUGCACUCCUAUAACGGCGUGUAUUCUCUGCAGCUCCUGUGGUCAUAUUCCAUCCAGAUCGCCUCUGGGAUGAGCUACCUUGAGACCCACAAUUUCAUCCACAGGGAUCUGGCAACUCGGAAUGUUUUGGUGAUCAGUGAACAUUUGGUAAAGAUUGGAGAUUUUGGAUUGACAAGGAUUUUGGCCACAAAUGAUGAUCAUUACACCACGUCUCCCGGCCGAAAGAUGCCCUUUGCAUGGUGUGCUCCGGAGAGCUUGAAGUUUGGCAACUUUUCACACUCAAGUGAUGUCUGGAUGUUCGGGGUCACCAUGUGGGAGAUGUUCACCUAUGGACAAGAACCUUGGUUUGGCUUAAAUGGGAGACAGAUUUUAGCUGCAAUUGAAAGAGGCGCUGAACGGUUGGAGUGCCCCGAAGAUUGUUCUCCUGCUUUGUACAAUGUGAUGAUGAAAUGUUGGGCGUACAUUCCGAAAGAGAGACCAAAUUUUACCUCUAUCAUCAGCCUUCUUCAAGAGAUUUUAGCUGCAAUUGAAAGAGGCGCUGAACGGUUGGAGUGCCCCGAAGAUUGUUCUCCUGCUUUGUACAAUGUGAUGAUGAAAUGUUGGGCGUACAUUCCGAAAGAGAGACCAAAUUUUACCUCUAUCAUCAGCCUUCUUCAAGAGGUGAAACCUCUGGAGCUUAAAAUUCUUAAGGACGUUGGCAAUCCUAACUGGCUGCCCCUGAAUGCUGGAGAUGUUGUCACCAUCAUCGAGGCUGGGUUAGACACCAAGCUCUGGAGAGGACAGAAUCACCGGACUCUUCAGAUUGGAUCUUUUUCUGCUGCCUCGAUCUGCCCAGAGGACUUUGCCCAUCUGUGUACUUCUGUGCACUUGUCCAAUCGUCUGGAGAAGCUUUCUCUUAGAAACGACGACUCACAGAAAGAGUAA